Messenger RNA from Anoplophora glabripennis (Asian longhorned beetle), 1782 nucleotides. RefSeq names its product serpin B6-like. The transcript is spliced from 3 exons. The record is from RefSeq and is a predicted model, not a curated record. Gene Ontology annotation, molecular function: serine-type endopeptidase inhibitor activity. NCBI's taxonomy places the organism in Eukaryota, Metazoa, Arthropoda, Insecta, Coleoptera, Cerambycidae. The coding region runs from base 298 to 1695 and encodes 465 amino acids.
UCUCCGGCAGACUGAAAUCGCUUCUCGCCAGUCCACUUAAAUUGGAAUCGUACGCGGGCACAGUCAGUUUGACCAAAAAAUCGCCAGUGAAAUGAGACAUACGUUAAUUAACUUAUCGAAUACAGUUGUUGCGCCUUUAGUCAUAAGCCAUCGAGUUGACCGACCCAUAAAACCGGUUGUUUAAUUCGAUAUUUAUCUUUGCUGUGCUCCUUUAGUUUGGUAGCACAUUUUUACCACUAGAUAGUGACCUGUUGGUGGUGACAGACGUCGACUUAAACUUUUACACAAGCUAAUAAAAUGAAGACAGUUAUAUGGCUCCCCCUAGCGUUGCUCUUUCAUCUCCACAAGUCGCAAUCGCAAAACAUCUUCCAGGACAUAAUACCAAAAAAGGACAUGGACGAGUACGGUCUUGCCCUGGAAGCGGUCUUCGGUCUAGGCCUUAGACUCUACGCCCUCUUGGACGAAUCCUCGCCCUCAAACUUCGUGGUAUCUCCGAUAAGCGCCACCGUGAUAGUCAGUCAGCUACUACUGGGCGCCGAGGGAAAAUUUAGAGACCAACUUUACGACCUUUUGUCUUUACAUGGUCAUCCCCAGCAUUACAGUGUACACUACUACAACAGAAACGGGAAAAACGAAAGCACCGCUUUGCCCUACGCCCAUAUACACUUCCAGUUAUCCAGCCUGAUAAAGAAAUUGCAAAGAAGGAAGACCGGUGAGCAGUUCAUGUUGACGCAGAGCAAUGCGUUGUUCUAUAAUAAAGACAUCGAGUUGAGGAGUUACUUCAAGAAAAACUUGAUUCAGUUUUACGAUAGCGAAGUCACACCUUUAGAUUUCAACAUGGAUACCUCAAGCGUUAUAAAUAACUGGGCAUCCUCGCACACCAAUGGACUCAUCAAAACCAUCCUUCCUAGCCCCCCUGGCCCCUCCACAUCAUCGAUAUUCCUAAACUCGAUCUACUUCCGAGCGAAAUGGGAAACGCCGUUUUCAGACACGAUAAACGUUGACGAGGUUUUCCAUGUCAAUGAAAACACAAACGUUAUAACCACUUACAUGCAAGGGCUCAUACAGAAUAUUCUGUACGCAGAAACGAGCAAUUACAGAGUGGUAUGUCUCCCUUACCAAAACAACGAGUUGGGAAUGUACAUUUUGUUUCCAAAUGCCGACAGCCCUUACAAAUAUAACUCGAAGCAGUUUAUAAAGCAGAUAGACCCUGCGGAAGUCCUGUCGACGAUUUCAAAAGCGCCACUACGUGACGUGGUGGUCAAGAUACCAAAGCUAUCGCUAUCGAACAGCUUGAGGCUGCUAGAGCCCUUACAGAGAUACGCUCAGUUCAGAAAAAGCGCUGUCAAGCAAACUAAGGAUAUCGUAUUCCCCGAAGAUGGCAACAGUAUCAUUAAUAGAAUUACUGAUAUCGUGGAGACAUUCAAGAACUUCACGACUGAAACGUCGACUGACAUUUACUUAUCGGGAGCAGCUAAAAAUAGAAAUUUGGUAGUGUCCGAUAUUAUACAGCAAAUAAUUUUCUCAAUUAAUGAAGAAGGAACCGAGGCUGCUGCUGUUACAGCUGGUAUAACUGACUAUAUGGGUGGUUCGAAGACGGUUGUUCUCGACAGGCCGUUUUCGUUUUUCAUCAGGCAUGAGCCAACUCUUGCUACUAUAUUCUGGGGAACUAUUACGGAUCCCUCGCAAAACUAGCAAUGUAAUGUGUGCAGGUUUUUUUACUUUUUCAUUUUUUUGAAAAGAGACUGAUUUUGUUAGGAUUAGUUAUUUAUAUUUAAUGUA